Messenger RNA from Arachis stenosperma, 2281 nucleotides. RefSeq names its product serine/threonine protein phosphatase 2A 59 kDa regulatory subunit B' eta isoform-like. NCBI's taxonomy places the organism in Eukaryota, Viridiplantae, Streptophyta, Magnoliopsida, Fabales, Fabaceae. Gene Ontology annotation, molecular function: protein phosphatase regulator activity. The record is from RefSeq and is a predicted model, not a curated record. The coding region runs from base 569 to 2155 and encodes 528 amino acids. Gene Ontology annotation, biological process: signal transduction. Gene Ontology annotation, cellular component: protein phosphatase type 2A complex. The transcript has 2 exons.
AAAAAAGAAAUCAGGGGAAAAAAGGUAAUCUGCAGAACAUUCUUCGUCUUCCUCCGUCAUUUGAAGCUCAACAAGGGAGAAAGAACUUUUGAAGUUUGAACUCUCUCGAUUCUCAACCUCUUUGAUUUUUUUGACCCUUGAUCUCUUCUUCCACCAUCACCAACUCUUUCUAAUCAAAGCUUCUUCCUUAUUUUCCCCCCCUCUUUCUCUGGCCUGUGUUUUCCUCAAAUCUCCAUCGAUUCGGUUCUACUCUGCUCAAUCAACACCAUGGGUGCAAUCAGAGAAGUGGGUUUUCUUCUUCUUCCAAGAUAAGCAACUGGGUCUCUUCUUGAUUCUCUCUUUGUGUAGUUAAAUCAGUUGUGUCAAGCACAAGUCCAAAACAACACUUGUGCUUUGUUUCUUUUGGUGCCUUCAUUGUGUUUGUGUUUUUGCCUGAGUUACUGAAUCUUGUUAUUUUAUUCCUGGUACGAAAAAAAAAACCCUUUGUUGUUAGCAUAGUAUAAGGUAUAGUUUGAUUUUAAAAGGUUAUACUGUUUAGGGGGGUUUCUUUUUUCUUGUUAUGUGAAUUAUGUUCAAGCAGAUAUUUAAACUCCCUAAAAAGUCGUCCAAAAAUUCGGAGAAUCGAGAACACGGUGGUGGAAGCAGCACAAGUGGAAGAAGCCAUGGUGGUGGUGUUGGUUCCAAAAACAAUGAUCUUGUUCCUCCUGGGGGAAGCAAAACUGGGAAUUCUUCAGUGUUGCAGCCCCAACAUCACCCUGCUUUGAAUUCCGGUCAGCACCAUGGGAAUCGGGUUCAAUUGCCGUUGGCCGCAGGCGAAAACCCCAAUGGGAAUUUGAGUGCAUAUGAGGUACCUUUGGCUGCAUUCAGGGAUGUUCCCAAUUCGGAGAAGCCGGGAUUGUUCAUCAAGAAGCUCAGGAUGUGCAGUGUUGUGUUUGACUUUACUGACCCCACGAAGCACCUAAAGGAAAAGGAAAUCAAGAGGCAGGCUUUGGUGGAAUUGGUGGAUUAUGUGACUUCUGCCAAUGCUAAGUUUUCGGAAUCUAUGAUACAAGAGGUUGUUAAAACCGUGUCUGCUAAUAUAUUCAGGACGCUUAGCCCUCAGCCUCGUGAGAACAAGCUUGUUGAUGGUGUUGAUGUGGAGGAGGAGGAGCCUUCGAUGGAUCCUGCGUGGCCUCACUUGCAAAUUGUGUAUGAGCUUUUUCUGAGAUUUGUGGCUUCGCCGGAGCUGGAUGCGAAGUUGGCUAAGAGAUUCAUUGAUCAAUCUUUCAUUUUGAGGCUGCUGGAUUUGUUUGACUCUGAGGAUCCUAGAGAACGUGAAUACUUGAAGAUGACCUUGCAUCGCAUCUACGGGAAGUUCAUGGCGCAUCGCCCUUUCAUCAGGAAAUCCAUCAAUAAUAUCUUUUACAAUUUUAUUUUUGAAUCCGAGAAGCAUAAUGGGAUUGCUGAGUUCUUGGAAAUUCUGGGGAGCAUCAUUAAUGGUUUUGCGCUGCCAUUGAAAGAAGAGCAUAAAUUGUUUCUUGUUCGUGUGUUGAUUCCCCUGCACAAACCGAAGUGCUUAGCAAUGUAUCAUCAGCAGUUAUCUUAUUGCAUUACUCAAUUUGUGGAGAAAGAUUGCAAGCUUGCUGAUACUAUUAUUAGGGGACUAUUGAAGUACUGGCCGAUAACCAAUAGUUCCAAGGAAGUUAUGUUCCUGAGUGAAUUAGAAGAGGUUCUAGAAGCAACUCAACCUCCAGAGUUCCAGCGUUGUAUGAUGCCAUUAUUUCGCCGCAUCGCCCAUUGUUUAAAUAGCCCCCAUUUUCAGGUGGCCGAGAGAGCUUUGUUCUUAUGGAACAACGAUCACAUCGUGAACUUAAUCAAACAAAACCGCAAAGUGAUACUGCCCAUCAUCUUCCCGGCGUUGGAGCGAAACGCUAGAAGCCACUGGAAUCAGGCUGUCCAUAGUUUGACGUUAAACGUGCGGAAGAUAUUCAAUGAUCUUGAUCCUGACUUGUCGAAAGAAUGCUUACAGAAGUUUGAGGAGGAUAUAUUGAAGGAAGACGCAGUCACGGCAGGGCGUGAGGCCACGUGGAAACGGUUAGAGGAGCUUGCCGCGAAGAAAGCUGCGAGCAACGAAUCAGUGCUUGUUGGUAAGGUCGCGGCUAUGCAGGUUAGAUAGAAGGCAGAAGGUGUAUUAUUCUCAAAUAACCUCCAUUUUUUUCGGGAAAAAAAAAGGAAUGUCAUAGUAUUGUUUUCUUAAUUUUGCAUGUGAUGGUUUGGCCAAGAAGGGGCAAUUUCUAGAACA